ACAUGUUGUGCAAGCUGAGAAAGAAAGUUUGUAAAGAUAUUGUCCCGGUUGCGGAUCAUCUGCAAGAAAAAUAUGUAUGAUCAAUUAUAAUUAGGUGAUAUGUUUUGAUUCUUCUAUCUGUGUGAUGAAUAGACAAUGUUUUAUCCUUUAUAGCUGAUUAUAUUCCCUCAUGCACCAAACUUUCUUGUACGGCGAUUACAGUAUGGUCAAUUUUCAACAUCUUCAAUUGCAACAAUGAACAACACUAAUAGUCACUAUGUUAAAAUCGCAUUUGUGGCAUACGAAUAACUUCUGUAUUAAAAAACAUGGAUAUGUCAUUGAUGAUGUCUUGAUAGUAUACACCGAUUAAAUCAAAAUUAAUAUUCUCAAUCAAAAUGAAGCAAUGUGUAUGUCCAAAUUCAAAUGUUGAAGUUCUAAAAACUUUGCAUUCUUGAACUGAUGCAGUAUACAUAGGUGUCAUUAAAUGAAGAAUUUGAGCAUGUUGUUACAUGUUAGCAUUUUAAUCGCAUAUCAAGUGUAUGUAUGAACUGUUGUCGCAAAUACAAGCUGCUGACCUUGGCAUGGAUGAAUAUAUUAUAAAUCUUUUACACCGUUGAAUUGUUUCACAUGGAAAUAAUGUAAGCACAGAUCAUCAAAAUAAAAAUACAGUUAUUUGCAUAAGAAGGUUGUAAUAUAAUAAACCACAAUUUAUACAUAUUAUCAUUAAGAGAACAAUGGUCAGGUGAAAAUUUAUGGAUGAUGAAAUAGUUUGCAACUAGGUACAGUCCUGUUCAUAUAUAUACGCACUAUAUAUAUAUUAAAAUAUAGGUCACAUUGCAAGAGUUUGAGUAAGCUCAAGCUAAUAUACACAGAAGGAAGAUUCAUAUAUAUAUAUAUAUAUAUCAGUACUGUAUAUGUUAACCAUUGAAGUAUAUAUGUAAAACUCAUUUCAUGUGAUUUCAUCAUUUUGAAAAAUUAGGUUAAUAUAACAUGUGAAUAACGCGUUAGUAUAUCAAGUGUUUUGAUAUUGCUUAACUGUAGAGACAUGGUUCAUAUGGCUAGUACAUUUCAGUUUGGAUGAAAUAACUAAAGGAAGUUGUAUGAAUUCUUGUUGAGAAGUUUGGUUCUAUCUGAAUAUGAGAUUUAUAAUGACAUUGUGUUAUGACAUAAAAGAAGUUUAUUGGAUAUAAAAUUGUUCACAGAGUGAUAUAUCAUCAAGAUGUGAAGACUUGGGAUCUACAAAGUUUUCCAAAAUGUAAAGCAAAAGAUUCUUCAAAAUGUUACAUAUACAAUUGUGGUCAGUGAUAAGUGUAUAGUGUAUUCACAAAUUGAUGAAGAAAAUUAUUGAGAAUCGAACCAGACAGUACAUGACAUUUAAAUAAAUAAUUAUAAUUCUAUAAGUGUAUCAUUGAAAACAAAUCACCAUGGCAGCAGCAGUAGAGAUGGAAAAUGGUGUCAGCAGGGCAGAUAAUCUGUUCUCCCCAGAUGAGCAAGAUGUGGAGAUGGCAGCAGAAAUGGCGUCAUUGUCAUUAAAGACAGUGCUAGUGAGUCCAACCAGUGAGGAGUUUGAGGUGCUGAUGGAGACAAUCCAGGAGAGAAUCAUAGAAGGACAGGGGGAAACCAUAUAUGAAAUAGGAACUGGAGAUGGUGGAGCACCAGGUCUGUCAGAAGAAGACAUGCAAGCCUCCAUAGCGACACUAACCAGUAUUGCCCAGCCACAGAAUCUUGAGAUGGUCAAGCUAAGAGAGAGGAAAGAAGCAGGGGGUAUUGUAGUUGAAUUCCUCCUCAGAAAAACCCUGGAACCUGAGGAUUUCAUGGAAGUCCGGGUGGCAGUUGUAGGGAAUGUGGAUGCAGGAAAAAGCACAUUACUAGGUGUACUCACACACGGAGAGUUAGACAAUGGUCGUGGUAUGGCUAGGCAGAGACUUUUCCGACACAAACAUGAGAUGGAAUCUGGGAGGACCAGCAGUGUUGGGAAUGAUAUCCUUGGGUUUGACUCUGUCGGGAAGGUUGUCAACAAGCCUGAUCAUGGCCACUUGGACUGGGUUAAAAUAUGUGAACAGGCAUCAAAGGUGGUAACAUUCAUUGAUCUCGCUGGACAUGAGAAAUAUCUGAAGACAACAGUAUUUGGAAUGACUGGACAUGCACCUGACUUUGCCAUGUUGAUGAUUGGAGCCAAUGCUGGAGUGAUAGGAAUGACUAAGGAACAUCUUGGUCUGGCCCUGGCACUUAGUGUGCCCGUUUUUGUUGUUGUCACAAAGAUAGACAUGUGUCCAGCCAAUGUCCUUCAGGAAACACUCAAGAUGUUGCAAAGAAUUCUCAAGUCUCCUGGCUGUAGAAAGAUCCCUGUCCUGGUACAGAAUCAGGAUGAUGUUGUGUGUUCAGCAACAAACUUCACAUCAGAAAGGAUGUGUCCUAUAUUUCAAGUUUCCAAUGUGUCUGGAGAAAACCUGGACUUAUUAAAGAUGUUUAUGAACCUGCUGACCACUAGAGUGAAAUGUCAUCCGACAGAACCAGCUGAGUUUCAGAUAGAUGAUACAUUCUCUGUUCCUGGAGUGGGAACGGUGGUGUCUGGAACACUUCUACAGGGACAGAUCAGGCUGAAUGACUCGGUAUUACUAGGUCCAGAUGCUCUCGGACACUUUCAGCCAAUUGUCAUCAAAAGUAUCCACAGAAAGAGGAUGGCAGUGCGUGAAGUCAGAGGCGGGCAAACUGCAUCUUUUGCUCUCAAAAAGAUCAAAAGAUCCUCUAUACGUAAAGGAAUGGUGCUGAUCUCUCCAAGACUAGAACCAAAAGCCUGCUGGGAAUUUGAGUCGGAGAUAUUGGUGCUGCACCAUCCUACCACGAUAUCAGUCCGCUACCAGGCCAUGGUCCACGUUGGUAGUGUACGACAGACAGCAACCAUAAUAAGCAUGACCAGUGAACACCUGAGAACGGGUGACAAAGCCAUUGUGAGGUUUAGAUUUAUCAAAAACCCGGAAUACCUCAAGACAGACAUGAAAAUGGUGUUCAGAGAAGGCCGCACUAAAGCUAUUGGAAACAUUUGUAAACUGUAUCCCCAUGUGAGUGCAGUGGCACAGAACACUCGACAGCACCGGGCAGCAAAGAAGGCCCAGGAGGCCAAUCACCAGUCACACCCAGCCAAUGAGCCACAGAAACCAAGUAAGAGGAGGCGAUCCCGAGGGGGAACAGCUCGGGUACCACAGCCAUCAAUAGCAGAGCAGGGUGAGGCUAGCUCCUCCCUAAUACAGAGGUCUCCCCCUGGCAGUGCAGUGACAGUCGCAUCAUAACUUUGUGUGGUGUGCCACACAUCAUUUUAUGUGUCAUUCUCCGGUUGGAGCAGAAGCAUGGUCUUCAUUAAGUUUACCAGCCAGAUGUGUUAGUUUAUACCAAAUAUAAUAUUGUGCUUGAGCAUUUAACAAAAUGUGGAACAAGAAACUGGUUUGCCCCAUUACAUGAUGUGCUGACACUGGAACUCAAGAUGUUUGUUUCCAUUGCAUCACUCCAUUCUAUCAUCCUUUAACCAUUUUGAUAUAUUAAUUUAUUUUUGUUUGUAAAAAUCGUCAAACAAGUAAAAUAAUUUUGUGUGACAUCAUUUUGAUAUGAAAUGCAUAUUGAAUUCAGCUUUCUUUCAUUUCUAUAAUCAUUUCAAAAUGAAAACAAGACAGCACAAACAAGUAUUGUGAUAAACACAAUGGAUAGGGCAGUUAACCUGGAUACAAACUAGGAAAUUAAUUUUAAAUGUUCAAAAGAUUUGUUUAAAGUUUUCCUGAAAUGACACUGCAUGUUGAGUUUAAUAGAAUAUUUUUAAAUAAGGAAUGAAUUGUAGUAGAAUCGAGAGCUUCACUUUAAAUGUGGCUGCGCUGAUGAUAUUUUAAUAUUUUGAGUUUUUAAAAAUUAUUUUAAAAUCUCUGUGUUUUGUUUUUAUGAUUUUUUUCUUUCAAAACAAGGGUAGUUAACUUUUGUCACAAAAACUAUUGAUUAACGUUCCUCUUAAGUUUGUCAUUACCCAAUAUAAAAGUUUCUGUAAUUUGAUAAACACUGCCAAAGAAAUGUGAUGUCAAUAUUGGGACUUAAUUUGGAUUUGUACAAAGGAUAAAAUAAAUAUAAAUAGAUUAAAUACUUGUGUUACUGCCCUUUUUCAGCUUAUUAAAAGGUUUCUCAGUUCCACUACACAGGAACUAACUAGUAUUUCUUGGUGGUGGGUGAUGUAUUUGUUUUAUCACAGUAAUGAGGGCAUUAAUAAAAUUCCUAGUCUAGGGGAGACAUUUUCAUCAGUCUUUUAUAUUACGUGGUUCGGUAUUAUCCUAUAUAAACUGGAGAUGUGAACUACUUCAAUCCUUACGCAGCAGCUAUAAUGUACUAUUGAACCUGCCCGAAGCCAUCUCGUAUUUGUAAUAACCUGUCUAUAUAUGUUGCGUUUAUAGACAGGUUUUACAGUUUGUCUCGAUCCGUAUAGGGUGAUGUAGGUGUCAGUUUUUCAGCCACGCGUGCACCCAUUCUUACCUUGACUGUUGUGAAAGACUUUAAAACUCCAUAAAACUAAAACAAUUGCAGCUAUACAAGUGUCAUCCCACCAGCACAUUUUCUGUUGAGUGGGAUAUUUCAGAGUGAUUAUAUGAGAAUGCAUGCCAUGGAACUUUGAACAAUCGUCAUUGUGUUAAACUUUAAGUGAGAUAUACAUUUGUUAGUGUCGAUUUGUGAAAAGUUUUUUUUUUGUAAACAUACUUUUUUUUGGUAAUUAAAGGAAAAAUAAAAUGUGUUGAAAAUA
Pecten maximus is the source of this 4750-nucleotide messenger RNA. RefSeq names its product GTP-binding protein 1-like. Gene Ontology annotation, molecular function: GTPase activity; GTP binding; translation elongation factor activity. Gene Ontology annotation, biological process: translational elongation. The transcript has 11 exons. Bases 1404 to 3269 code for a protein of 621 amino acids. Lineage: Eukaryota; Metazoa; Mollusca; Bivalvia; Pectinida; Pectinidae. The record is from RefSeq and is a predicted model, not a curated record.